Neoarius graeffei (lesser salmon catfish) is the source of this 2458-nucleotide messenger RNA. RefSeq names its product phospholipase A2 group X (gene pla2g10). Bases 54 to 515 code for a protein of 153 amino acids. The transcript is spliced from 4 exons. NCBI's taxonomy places the organism in Eukaryota, Metazoa, Chordata, Actinopteri, Siluriformes, Ariidae. Gene Ontology annotation, biological process: lipid catabolic process; arachidonate secretion; phospholipid metabolic process. Gene Ontology annotation, molecular function: calcium ion binding; phospholipid binding. The record is from RefSeq and is a predicted model, not a curated record.
AGUACAUAGACUCCAGUUGCACUGCUCAUUUGAGACUCAGUUCAGUUCACACAAUGACAGCUCUGUAUCGGAUAUUCCUGGUCCUCUCAGUCAGUAUGGCUUCACUGGUGGCCCAGAGGUCUGUGAGGAGUAAGAGAAGUCUACUGGAGCUCGCUGGGAUCAUUAAGUGCAGCACAAGCAGGCCAGCGUUAUUGUAUGUGAUGUAUGGUUGUUAUUGUGGGCUUGGAGGGAAAGGCUGGCCCAGAGACAGGGCAGACUGGUGUUGCCACAAGCACGACUGCUGUUAUGGUGAUGCGGAAGCAGCAGGCUGUCAGACAACAACUGACAAGUAUCAAUGGACUUGUGAGGACAAAGAGGCUAACUGUGAUUGCCUUACAGACAGAUGUGAGAAAAUCCUCUGCCAGUGUGACAGAGACAUAGGCAGGUGCCUAAGAAAGGCCCCUUACAACAAGAAAUAUGCCUUUUGGCCAGACUUUCUGUGUGGCCAUGUUCAUCCUACCUGCAAUAUAUACUGACUUUAUGUAUUUUCUUCUACCGUUCUGUUAGCUGUUGAAGGUGCUGACUGCAAAGUCAUCUGAAAUUUUCAAAUUUUUUUAUUGUGCAUGGUAUUUUCCUAUGUCUUGCAAGAACAAUAUCAUGCAGACGAGAUGUAAUCAUUUUGAUGUGCUGAGGGUUGCUUUCUUCCAUUUUGGGACUGUUUUCCUCCCUCUUGAGGUAAACAGUAUGGCCCUACAGAAACAGCCAAAUGUGAAGAGCUUUAAAGGAAAAGGCAACUUUUGUACAAAAUCACCACAAAUAGAUAGAUAAAUAUAUAAAGUAAUCGAUCAUGGAAUUUAUAGAGAAAGAACAGACCGCAUAACAGUAUCUUUUAACUUUUAAUAAUAUGGGCUUGUGCUGAGCUCAGCGAAGAUGCGUUCCGCCAUAUUGAUCUACUGCGUGACGUCAUGCGGCCCACCACUGAAAAGAACUCUUCAGUGCUUCAUGGUAAUAAGGUAAAAAACCAGUACAAUCGCUUCUUCAAAGUUUCACCAAAUGGUUUUAUUUAUGCAACUUAAAGCUCAUAAUACUGUAUAACUUUGGUCGAGUAAAAACACGGAGCAAAAACAUGGCUGAAUCCUGAAUGACUCCUAUUUGGAUUUGUCCUACCAAGCCUACUGCGCAUGCGUGAAGUGGCUCGGCUCGGUUUUCCCUUUCGGGCGCUCUCGUUUUCUGUUAGAAUUUGGUAAAGAAAAAAAUAAAUAAAUAUUAUUUACCAGCUUACCGGGUCCAUGAACAUAAAUCUGACAGCUGACAAGGUCAGGAUAUAAACGAAUCGAAUACAAGCCACCCGCCGGGACUCCUAAUCACAGUGAUCUGCUUGUAAACACUGUUUUCAUGGGCCCAGUGACAUCACAGAUCAGAGGGAGGCGCAUUAACGAAAGAUUCUGAUUGGUUUAUAGUUGCCCACAAUCUCAAAAUGGCUGACUCCUCCAACUUCGACUCCUCUGUGUCAAUUCAUGAUUUCAAAGUUAAAAAUAUUUUUUCAUGUUCGAUAUAUAAUGGAAAUAAUUAACGGAAUUGAUUACGUAUAUGUUUUUCUCCUAUUACACACCUGGUUUUGUACAAAAGUUGCCUUUUCCUUUAACUAAUUAGCAUAAUUAUGGAACUGCGUCACACCAAGAUGGCGACGUGCAGAAAAAAUUGUGACUCUGCAUCAUCCUCGGAGAGUUUUGAGUCGGAGGUAUGUAAUUUGUGGUUGACAUUAAUGAAUAGAUCCAUGAAACAAAAGACGAAUAUAUAUUUUCUGUUACUGCUUUUGUGUUAUUAUUUCUUUCUUUGUAAGAUCAAAACAUUAGGUGUAUAACUAUAUACUCAGACUCACCAAUCCAAGACAAGUGCUGCAAAUUCUUCAUCAGAUUUCCUGCCUGUUUCAUCCUUCAGUUGAUUCCAGUAGUCGAUCUGCCCCUUCAUGACAACCUUUUGGUUUCCAUUGCUUUUCUGGUGCACUUUCUAGCUUAUUCACUUUCAUAUUUUCCUCUUCUUUUCCACUGGGUUUUAGGUGGCAGGAGAGUGGAGUCUGCCAUGUUUGCCCAUGCUGACGUGUUUUGGUUAAAAAUAAGUCAAAUACGCCCCACGGUGGUCACGUGAUAUUGUUGCUCACUUGCUUCGGCAGUCUUCGGAAUUGUAAAAUGUGGCAUGCUUUUUAUCUCAGCAAAACAUUUACAGAUAGGAUACACGAUGUGUGCAGCAGUGAAACAUCUCGAAACUCCAACAGUAAUAGAAAUGGAACAUUUUGCCCAGAAUUCAACUUUGCAGUCAGCAUCUUUAAGUAAACAUGCUUUACUGCAUCUUGGUUUUUCAUUAUUUUCACAUUCACAUAGUCAGAGUUGUCUUUAUCUUUUGAUGGUUUAUUACUUUGAAGAUCAAUUGUUAAUGUGCAGAUGAGUGGCAAAUUAAAGGAAAAAUGGUGGCUCUGUGA